Sinocyclocheilus rhinocerous is the source of this 1676-nucleotide messenger RNA. Its product is annotated as transmembrane protein 87A-like. NCBI's taxonomy places the organism in Eukaryota, Metazoa, Chordata, Actinopteri, Cypriniformes, Cyprinidae. The transcript is spliced from 15 exons. Gene Ontology annotation, biological process: retrograde transport, endosome to Golgi. The record is from RefSeq and is a predicted model, not a curated record. The coding region runs from base 57 to 1484 and encodes 475 amino acids. Gene Ontology annotation, cellular component: Golgi apparatus; Golgi cisterna membrane.
GUGUGUGUGUGAGUGUGUGAGUGAGAGUGUGUGUCCGAGCGAGCGUCUCAGUAAACAUGGCCGACAGUAGCCGCCGGUGGAUACAGAACAGCAGCCGUUUGCUCUUUUUUAUCCCAUUUCUCCUCAUCACUUCAUCAUUAAAUGGAGUUACCGCCGCUCCAGAGAUGGGCCUGUGGACUAUUACAGUGCUUAAUACAUCAAGACCUUUAUUGUUGAGAAAAGCCAUGUAUAAGGACACUGACAUUCAACUAAGAGUGGCGUCAUUCGGUUGUCCGGAGGAAGUGACGUUCUCCAUUCAGUGGUUUCUGAAAUACUACCCCUGUCACAAUGAGUACAACAAUAUUGAAGAGAUGUAUGAAAGGACGCCACUGAGUCUAGGAAAGAGUCUGGACCCGAACCCUCUCGGACCCGGACAGUAUAUUCAGCACAAAUACAGGGAGUUAUCCUGCCGCAGUGACAUGCACAUGUUCCCCAUGCUCAAUAAAUCAAAAGCAGAACCAAAAACCGUGAGCCUGGCUCAGUUGGAAGGCGAGUUACAGGAUGGGAGUUUAACAAGUUCUUCUGUUGCUGAGGCUGGCUCAUAUAGAACAACGGAACAUGUGAUUGCUACGACCUGGAGGGACGGGCCCUACCUGCUGGUAGUGCAGAUCAAUUCAAGCAAACAGGAUGCCAACUGGAAUUUAACCUUCAGUGUUGUGAUGAAGGGAACCCACGGCUAUCUCUCUGUCACCGAAUGGCCUCUCAUGAUCUUCUACAUGGUCAUGUGUGUGGUGUACAUCCUGUACGCUCUGCUGUGGUUCGUCUGGGCAUCCUGCUACUGGAAAGACCUGCUGAGGAUCCAGUUCUGGAUUGCAGGAGUCAUAUUCUUGGGCAUGAUAGAGAAGGCCGUCUUCUGUGCUGAAUAUCAGAACACUAACAACAUGGGCUCAGCAUCUCAGGGUCUGCUGAUCUUUGCCGAGCUCAUCUCUGCUUUGAAGAGGACUCUGGCCCGUUUGCUCGUCAUCAUCGUCAGUCUGGGCUACGGCAUUGUCAAGCCGCGUUUAGGCACCGUCAUGCACAGAGUGGUGGGUCUGGGUGUGCUUUACUUCGCAUUUGCUGCAAUUGAGGGCAUUCUGAGGAUCACUGGGGCUAAAGACUCUGACCUGGCCCUGCUAGCCAACAUUCCCCUGGCUCUGCUUGACUCCUCUCUGUGUUGGUGGAUAUUUGUCAGUUUGGCACAAACCAUUAAGACUCUGAAACUCAGAAGAAACCCAGUGAAGUUGUCUUUGUACAGACACUUCACCAACACGCUCAUCUUUGCUGUUCUCGGCUCCAUCAUUUUCAUGGUUUGGACAACGAAGAAGUUCCGGUUAGCAGACUGUCAGGCGGACUGGAUGGAGCUGUGGGUGGAUGAUGCUUUCUGGAGGUUCCUCUUCUCCAUCAUACUGCUGGUCAUCAUGUUUCUGUGGAGGCCGUCUGCCAACAAUCAAAGGCAAGUAUACUGAAGAUAUGGUGUUUCUUCCAAAUCCUACACUGUAAAAAAUUAAAAGUUGAGUUAACUUAAAAAAAUAAAGCAACCAGCUGCAAAGCAUUUUUGAGUUUACUCAACUUCGGUGGUUGAAGUUGUGCCAAAUCAUUUUUGAAAGUUCAGUGAAGGUGGAUAAGGGAGUUGAGCGAACUUUAAAAAACAAGUAGCC